Messenger RNA from Plasmodium malariae, 999 nucleotides. RefSeq lists its product as uncharacterized. Bases 1 to 999 code for a protein of 332 amino acids. NCBI's taxonomy places the organism in Eukaryota, Apicomplexa, Aconoidasida, Haemosporida, Plasmodiidae. The record is from RefSeq and is a predicted model, not a curated record. The transcript has a single exon.
AUGAGAAGAAAAAGGCGAUCUACAUAUAAUUCCAGCUGUAGUGACUCUGCUGACAGUUCAUAUUUAGACUCAGAAGUAAUUGACGGCAUGGAAACGUUUUCUAGCGAAUCUGGUGUAGAUGAAUUUGAACAUGGUAAAAGUUCUCCGAACAAAUCAGGUUUAAGCUCUCCUUCAAUAGAAGAAUUUGAUGAACACCAAAACGAAACGGGUCUUUUUAAUAUUAAGCAAAAUAUUUUAUUUCAGACUCCUUUUAAAUCAGAUUUAGUUAAGGAUGAUAUAGACGAUGUUAAAAGGAAAUCAGGCUCAUUAAAACGUUCUCAUUUUUUUGAUAAUGUGAGAAAAAUUUUUUCAUUAACGAAAGAUCAUGAAUCAAAAGUAAGUAGUUCAAGCAAAAGUAAAAAAAAAAAAAAAUCGCAAAAUUUUUUUAAAAGAAUUUCACCUUUUAGACAUAGAAAUAGAUCUUAUUAUGAUAAUGAGGUUAAUGUUAAUAAUGUUGAUGACAAAGAUGAUGAUGAAAACGACGAAGGGUAUGAUGAAGACAACGAUGAGGGGGAAAUAUUUAAAGCUCCCAGAAGAAACAGAUAUUAUAACGAAUAUUCAGAUAAUUCAUAUAAGAAUAUAGCAGGUGGUAUAUUUAAAAUGAAUGCAGAAGAUUUUAACUUAAUAAGAGAUAAAUUCAGUAUAACUAAAAGUUUGAGUACCAUUGAUGAAAAAUCAUUCGGUUUAACACAAGAAAAUGAUGAAGACGUAAAAGAUUUAUAUAAUAAGAGUGUUAAACAGUUGACGGAAGAAGAAAGUACUAAAAUUUAUCAAAAUGUACAGCUGCAAAAUCUUUUUCAUCCUUAUAUAUCUUGUGAUGAUUAUAUGAAUGCUGAACAGCUUAAUAAAUUUAUAGAAUUGUUGUGGUUAUCUAAAAUUUUUAAUAUGUACAAUAUAAAAAAGGAAGAAAAGAAAAAAAAAGAUUUCUUAAAUCAAGAAAAUUGGAUGCACACGAUAUAA